CCGGGUCAAUCAACCACAAGUAUGCAAGACAGUCUUAUGCUUCUUCGCAAAAAGAAGCUGUAGGAUGACUUUUUCAUUUUGUACAGUAGACAGAACAGGAUUCAAGAAUUACAAUAAAAGCAACAGGAUAUCUUUCAAAACACUGACUACUUAACAGUUGCUCUAUUAAUGCCAUUUAACUUUCCUGAAUAAAACAAGAUUUGAAACAUAUCUGUAUUAAUGAAGAGUGACUGCAUGCAAACCACAAUAUGUCAGGAAAGAAAAAAAGAUCCCAUAGAAAUGUUUCAUUCUGGACAGCUGGUAAAAGUCUGUGCCCCAAUGGUUCGAUAUUCAAAGUUGGCUUUUAGGACACUAGUAAGAAAAUAUAGUUGUGAUCUGUGUUACACACCAAUGAUAAUUGCCGCUGAUUUUGUCAAAUCUAUAAAAGCCAGAGACAGCGAAUUUACCACAAAUCAAGGUGAUUGCCCAUUGAUUGUUCAGUUUGCUGCUAACGAUGCAAGACUUUUAUCUGAUGCUGCUCGUAUAGUCUGUCCUUAUGCGAAUGGAAUAGACAUUAACUGUGGUUGCCCUCAGAGGUGGGCAAUGGCAGAAGGUUAUGGGGCUUGCUUAAUAAACAAGCCAGAGCUUGUUCGAGACAUGGUGAAACAAGUAAGAAAUCAAGUGGAAACCCCUGGAUUUUCAGUUUCUAUUAAAAUAAGGAUCCAUGAUGACCUUAAAAGAACUGUAGAUCUUUGUCGAAAGGCUGAAGCAACAGGAGUUUCCUGGAUUACAGUCCAUGGAAGAACUGCUGAAGAAAGACAUCAGCCAGUGCACUAUGAUUCCAUUAAAAUAAUUAAGGAAAAUAUGUCUAUACCUGUAAUUGCUAAUGGAGACAUCAGAAGCUUAAAGGAAGCAGAAAAUGUGUGGCGGAUUACUGGGACAGAUGGUGUGAUGGUUGCAAGAGGACUCUUAGCAAACCCGGCCAUGUUUGCUGGAUAUGAGGAAACCCCACUGAAAUGCAUCUGGGACUGGGUUGACAUUGCCCUUGAACUCGGGACUCCUUACAUGUGUUUCCAUCAACAUUUAAUGUACAUGAUGGAAAAGAUAACUUCAAGGCAGGAAAAAAGGGUAUUUAAUGCUCUGUCAAGCACAUCAGCAAUCAUAGAUUACCUUACAGACCAUUAUGGCAUUUGACUAGACUUCCCAAAUAAUUUUAAUAUAUACUUUUAGACCCACAGUGAAACCACAGAAGGUCAUAUUUUGUACCUUAAACCAGUAGCUCUCAAAUUUUAGUAUAAAAACAAUCCCUGGGAGCAUUUUUUUAAAAUCAGUGGUAGACACCACGCUCGGAGAUUCUGAUUCGGUAGAUCUGGGGUAGACCCAGAAAUAUACAGUUUAAGAAAACUCCUGGUGGUUCAAACAUCCUGAUCAUCCUAGGCAAACAUUGACAAAUACUGCUCUAAAUCCUGUUAUAUAGAUAUUGGGGGGGAUGGGUAGAGUGGGAAUUUUUUCCUAAUCAUGUUUUUAACAUUUUAAAAUAAAAUUUAAUACUAAGAAA
Molecule: messenger RNA, 1537 nt
Organism: Nomascus leucogenys (northern white-cheeked gibbon)
Lineage: Eukaryota; Metazoa; Chordata; Mammalia; Primates; Hylobatidae
Gene: DUS4L
Product: dihydrouridine synthase 4 like
Exons: 8
Coding region: 220-1173 (317 amino acids)
Biological process (GO): tRNA processing
Molecular function (GO): tRNA dihydrouridine synthase activity; flavin adenine dinucleotide binding
Source: RefSeq, a predicted model, not a curated record